This is a messenger RNA of Trichechus manatus latirostris (Florida manatee), 1681 nucleotides long. RefSeq names its product scaffold protein involved in DNA repair (gene SPIDR). NCBI's taxonomy places the organism in Eukaryota, Metazoa, Chordata, Mammalia, Sirenia, Trichechidae. Gene Ontology annotation, cellular component: nucleoplasm; nuclear chromosome. Gene Ontology annotation, biological process: double-strand break repair via homologous recombination; regulation of establishment of protein localization to chromosome. The record is from RefSeq and is a predicted model, not a curated record.
CCUUUUUCCUAAGGCUGAGAGAUCAGAGUUAAGGCCAGACACAAAGGCUGCAUUAAAAGCUCCUGAUGCCCCUGGGGUAAAAGUAUCAAGCCCAGAAUGUUCAGUAAAUAUCUGAAGGAGCCUAUGUUGGUAAUCAUAAAUACUUUAAUCUUUAUUCUGUAGACAAGAGUGGAUUUUUGUCCAGUCUGUUAUAGGGGGAAACGUAUAAAGUAAUUCCUUCCCUUUUUUUCAGGCUUCUUGGAGCAAAUUACCAGCUGCCUUACUUGUAUCUAAGGCUAGACUAAGUUGAGGAUGUUUCCAAUCAUCGUGCUCUGACCACAAUUGAGUAUCCCCAGGGCUUGUGAACAUGUGAACCAACUGAUAUAAAUCAGACUUUAGCAAAAUGAGUUGGUACCCUAGCAACUUCCAAAGGUGCAAAGUCUGUCUUCUUGUGCAAGAUGCCUAUGGGCUGCUUGGUGAAGUGCACAUGGAGGGCGCCAUGUUGAAGGCAAGACAGUUGGAAGGGAAGUCCUGUAGUCUAGUGGGAAAGAAGAUUCUGCAGAAGGCCACCAGAGAAAGGACAGUGGGGCUUUUUAGUUUGAUCGACACCAUAUGGCCUCCAGUGAUGCCUCUGAUAACCACUGGCCAAAGUCAGCCUCAUGAAGAGGUACAAGCUGAUCUGCCUCCUCCUAGCUUCUGUUACAUUUUCACAGCUCAUCCAAAUCUGGGGCAAAUUGAUAUAAUUGAGGAACACCCAAUUUCUAAGCUCUGCCAGCCUCCAGUCUCCCACUGCUUAAAGGACAUUCUCCAGGCUGGUGGUCUUGGUAUGUGCUGCACCUUCUAUGCCAGAGUGAUCUACCAAAAACCACAGCUCAAAAGUUUCCUUCCUGUGGAGCAAAGGGAGAUUUGGCUGAUGGUGACUGACAUCACCCAACAGGCAAAUAAUGAGAGUUGCUCUAGCCUCCCCAAAACAGUGCCCAUCUUUGUGACCUCCUCAUGUGUGCUGGGCCCAGAAGUCCUGGCAGCGCUCAAUGUGGCUGCCCCUCACAGCAUCCUCUUCAGGGAUGCUCUGCAAGACCAGGGUAUUCGUAUUGUUUGUGUGGAACGAAGUGUCCUCUUGCUUCAAAAGCCCCUUUUGUGUGUGGUCUCUGGUGCUUGUACCUCUGACCUGAGAGGCCCAGUGAGGCUGGAUGAGCUAGGUUCCAGAACUCAAGCAAACUCCAUUUGCAGUGUUCAAGGCACUGUGGCUGGUGUGGAUGAGAGCACUGCUUCUUCGUGGCCUGCUUGUGACUGAUGUGGCAAUGAGAGAUUGGAACAGAGCCCAGAGCACAGAGGAAAAACCUUUUACUGCGGCCCGUGUUCCCAUGUUGUGACAUGUCCUGCUCUCAGAAGGCACCUGCAGGUCUUCUUGGACUGCCCCUCCAGAUCUGGGUGCUCCGUGAAGGUCAAGCUCCUGCAGAGCAGUAUUUCCUCCCUUCUACGGUUGGCCACCUGUGAGGAUGGGAGUUACGAAGUGAAGAGUGUCCUCGGAAAGGAGGUGGGGCCGUUAAACUGCUUUGUCCGGUCCAUAGCCAGCCACCCGACAAGCUGCGUCAGACUAGAGGAAAUUCAGCGCCUCAGUGCAGGGAUAGCCUCUGCAAGGCACCCUCUGCUGCCCGAGAGUCUGUGAACUUUGCAGUGUGGCUGUAUGGGUACUUGGUGG